Molecule: messenger RNA, 1446 nt
Organism: Vicia faba (fava bean)
Lineage: Eukaryota; Viridiplantae; Streptophyta; Magnoliopsida; Fabales; Fabaceae
Source: the annotation of a GenBank genome assembly
AUGUUAACUCUGAAAGGAGGAAGCAGACCACCAUGGGUAGGUUUAGGAGCAUCAGUUUGGGUUCAAAUAGCAUCAGGAAACACCUUUACUUUUCCUCUAUACUCACACUCUUUGAAAUCUGUUUUGGGUUUCAAUCAAAGGCAAGUUACACUUCUUGGUGUUGCUAAUGAUAUUGGUGAAAACGUUGGUUUGCUUCCUGGUAUCGCUUGCAAUACGUUUCCGCCUUGGCUUAUACUCUCUGUUGGUGCUUUUGCUUCUUUUCUUGGCUAUGGUACUCUCUGGCUUGCUGUUAGCCAAACAGUUACCAAUCUUCCUUAUUUGCUGCUUUGGUUUGCCCUUGUUAUUGCUUCCAACAGUAGUGCAUGGCUAACCACCUCAGUUCUAGUAACCAACAUGAGAAAUUUCCCUGUUAGUCGAGGCAAAGUUGCGGGAAUCCUGAAAGGUUAUGGAGGACUUAGUGCUGCAGUUUUCACUCAAAUUUACAGCCUACUGCUUCAUAACAAUUCUUCUACGUUCCUCAUGUUGCUGACGAUCGGUAUUCCAGUUGUUUGUUUCAGUAUGAUGUUUCUUGUUAGGCCUUGUACACCGGCUUUAGAUGAAGACUCCACAUCUAGUUCUCAUUUUAUCUUUAUCCAAUGUGCAAGUGUUGUCUUGGGUGUAUAUCUUCUUGCAACCACGAUAUUUGACUCUCUCGGGCAAGGAAAAGAUGACAAAAUAGAGCCGCUGCUGGGAUCUUCGUCAACAGGAGCGCUUGGAAGCUCGAACGAUGAUGAUUCAUCUGAGGUAGCUAUGCUUCUUGCGUUAGUUACUGUUCUCAAUAAUCUAGCCCAAAUAGGUAUUGCACAAGGUGAGGGAGAUACUACAACUUUACUGUCAAUUUUCAGUUUUUGCAAUUUCGUUGGUCGGCUUGGUGGAGGAGUUGUUUCAGAGCAUUUUGUCCGGACCAAAUUGCUCCCAAGGACAUUCUGGUUGACAUGCACCCAGACAGUCAUGCUAUUGGUAUAUCUUCUAUUUGCCUAUGCUGUAAAUGGAAGCCUUUACCCUGCAGUGGCAUUUCUUGGUGUCUGCUACGGUGUGCAGGUUUCCAUAAUGAUCCCUACCGUUUCUGAGCUUUUCGGUUUGAAAAACUUUGGCGUAUUAGGCAACGUCAUGUCGUUGGGUAAUCCACUUGGGGCAACCAUUUUCUCAGCUCUGCUAGCGGGUUCUAUAUAUGACAAAGAGGCAGCAAAGCAGCACGGUCUUAGCCUGCACGGUCUUGACCUUUUGGCUUCUGAAGUUUCCUGCAUCGGCCCAGAUUGCUUUAAGCUGACAUUUUUCAUUCUUUCUAGUGUUUGUGCCGCUGGCAUCAUCUUGAGCAUUAUUCUGACUCUCAGAAUUCGACCCGUUUACCAAAUGCUUUAUGCUGGUGGAUCUUUCAGAAUUCCUCAAACAUCUUCGAGUACCUAA